CGGACGUCUUUUAAAUUGAAAAAUUAACAAAACAAAACAAAUAAUUAUAAUUUAAUUAUUGAUUUAGCGCAAAUCAAUAUUUUGAGGUUAUAUUUUUGUAGUUUGACAGGUGACAGCGCGGGAAAUCGCGCGCCAUUUUUUCAACUAGACAAAGAUCGUUGUGUGUUAUUCCUUUGUGGAUACUUUUUUGUUGGCGUCAGGUGGUGAAAAGUGACGAUGCCGUCAGAAGUGGCUCUGGGUAAAUCGUUGCAGCGCGAGCUGGCGGACUCCAUCAUCAGGAUGGUGCCUCUAGACGAGAUCCGGAUACUCCUGGCUUGUGGAGCCAAGGUCAACGAGCCGGUGACGCAAGGUCUUCGCCCCCUUCACUACGCGAUCUGGCAGCGCUACCUGGAGGCGACCCGGCUGCUGGUGGUGCGAGGGUGUGAUGUCAACGCCAGAGACGACUGCGGGUACAGCGCGUUACAUCUUGCUGCUGAACAUGGGUACACAGAGCUGGUGAAGUUGCUACUAGAGAGCGGAGCGGCAGUAGACUACAGGCCAAAUACUGGCGAAGAGUUUCCGAGAACCACUCUCUGCGACGAACCAUUGAGGCUGGCAAUUAGAAAUAAACAUUACGAGGUGGCCCGUCUUCUACUCGAACAUGGUGCAGAUCCCAACAAGCGUUACUUCUUUGGAGCGGAGAUCAACUUGGUAUCUGAUCCUGAAUACUUGGAGUUACUGCUGACGUUCGGAGCCAAUCCUGAUUCUAGAGACAGAGCUGGUUUGACGCCGCUUAUGAAGGCUGCUAGGCAGAGAAAGGGUUUGGACGCUGUGCUCCUGCUCAUCAGUUUCGGAGCUGAUGUGAACGCGAUGGCUGACGCGAGGAACGACUACAGGACUGUCAUGCAUUAUGCUGUACUUAGUGGUAAUCCAGAAGUAGUGAAUCUGAUGAUAAAGCAAGGUGCUCGCGUCAACUACGAGUGCAACGAAUUUAGCAAACCUAGCCCUUUGGACCUCGCGAUAUUGAAGGGAGAUGUCACCAUGUUGCAAAUGCUUUUAGCUGCUGGUGCUCAAGUGAAUGCAUCGAGUUCGGUAAUUGGAUCUCCUCUACACGUUGCCUGCUCCGACAAUAUUACGAACAGGAAGGAAAUUGUACAAAUUCUCCUAGAAAGCGGUGCAGACCCAAACCUGAAGGUGUACAAUGACGAGGACGCCACGCAGCUGCGACCAGCGCUCGCUGAGUACCUUGCCAGUAACCCGGAACCCAGCGCUGAGAUAGUUGCCUUGUUACUAAGAUACGGAGCCAGGGUCAUCAUGAAAACCCAAUUCCGUGAUCCAGACGGCAUCCUCAACCAUCUCCAGAACGUCACGUCAGAAGAGUACCAACAUAUCUUCUAUCUCCUUCUAGAAGCAGCUGAAGCAUUCGACCUUUGCAUGAUUAAAAGAAACAACGCAGUUACAGCUACGCAAAAAGAGGCCUUAAUCCAUCGUGCUAAAACCCCUAUUUCCUUACUGGCUCAAACUAGGAUAUUUUUGAGAAGAUACUUUAAAACUAUGCUAGUGGAUGUGGUUCCGGAUAUGGAAAUACCUAAAAUCCUCCACCAGUACCUACUUUUUAAUUGCCGUUAAAAAGAGGUUUUAUUAUUUUAAGGUUUCAUUCAAGGCUGCAAAGAGGAAUUCUUUUGCCUCAUCCCUUUUGACAGAUAGUUUUUGGUGUUGCCAGUUUAUUUUGUCCCCCGGUUUUGUGGGUAAUUUGGAUUGAAUUCAGGGUUUGUUGAUUUGGCUAAGAAGAUAUGAAAAGUUAUUGAGAUUAAAUGGAAAGAUGAGUUGCUUAGGCAGCUUGUACGACUACUGUUAAUUAUGUUAGCGGUGCGUUAGAGUUUAUAUACUUAAGUGCUCGUAUUUUUGUAUAAGUAGCUAUUUGUGGUAACUUGUAUUUUUGUUUUGUAUUUCAAAUUAAGAAAUCACAAUUUGUCGAAUUUAUAUUGUAGGUUUAAUCAUUGUACUUUAUGUAAUUAUUUUAUUUGCUUUACAUUUUAAUCAUAUAAUAUGUA
Molecule: messenger RNA, 2033 nt
Organism: Spodoptera exigua (beet armyworm)
Lineage: Eukaryota; Metazoa; Arthropoda; Insecta; Lepidoptera; Noctuidae
Source: the annotation of a GenBank genome assembly